AUAUAUUUGCCAUAUCAGCUUUAACUUAUUUUUUUAAUGUAUGACGAUGUAAAAUUGUUUAUAAUAUCUUUAAUUGUCCUUACGUUUUUUAUUAGUUAGAUUAUGUUAGUUAACAGUGUGCUCGAGAACUGUUUUACCCUAUUUCAGAUUUGGUUGUGCCCCCGUGUGUCAGCGUUGACUGUCUGUCCUGGUUUAAAGAUCCUCUUUGUUGUAUCCCAACCCUGGAAUCGGAGGAUCGUUUAUUUGUUUGGUUUUUUAUUGCAAGCAAUGCUCAGUUUUAAAUAAUAAAACUGUUUUCAGAAGGCGUUUGUGAUAGUAAAUCCACACUAACGAUGGAAGAAAAGCAGUACACAUCUUUGACGGUCCCCACGGAUUACCUUCAGCAUUGGUUUCAGUCAACUCGGCAGUUCCAAGCCCUCCAAGCUACACAAUAUCACCAGAUGUCAACAGUUUCUCCAUACAUGGACGGGUCAAGAGAAGGCACAGAGAUGACAGAGCUUUCUGUCCAUCAGGAACCUGCACCUGUUCCAGAACCAGCUCCUACAAAGGGAAAGCGAGGCAGACCUCCUGCAAAAGAGCCAAAGAAACCUGGUCCCAAAAAAGCAAAGGCAGCAGAUGGAGCUGCCGGAGGGAAGCAGGAGAAGAUUUCGGAUGCCUUCAAGAAAGUGAAGAGGAAAAUGAAUCGCUUCAACGGUGUCUCUGAGGCUGAACUCAUGACGAAAACUCUGCCUGAUAUCCUCACCUUCAAUCUGGAUAUUGUGAUUAUUGGUAUUAAUCCAGGACUGAUGGCAGCUCACAAAGGACAUCAUUAUCCUGGGCCAGGGAACCACUUCUGGAAGUGCCUCUUUUUGUCCGGCCUGAGCGAUACUCAGUUAAAUCAUAUGGAUGACCAGCUAUUGCCAGAAAAGUGUGGUAUUGGGUUUACAAACAUGGUGGAGAGGACAACUCCAGGAAGCAAAGACCUUUCCAGCAAAGAGUUUCGAGAAGGAGGCAGAAUUCUAGUAGAGAAGCUUAAGAAGUAUAAACCAGUUGUAGCUGCUUUUAAUGGAAAAUGUAUUUAUGAAAUUUUUAGCAAAGAAAUCUUCGGAGUCAAGAUUAAGAAAUUUGAAUUUGGUUUGCAGCCUCACAGGAUUCCUGAAACAGAAACGGCAUGCUAUGUGAUGCCCUCAUCAAGUGCACGCUGUGCCCAGUUUCCCCGAGCCCAAGAUAAAGUCCACUACUACAUCAAGCUGAAAGAACUGCGUGACCAACUGAAGGGUCAACCAUCAGUCAGCAAGGACGUGCAAGAGCUGGAAUACAGUUUCGAUCUGAAGUUGGCAAAGGAGGAUGCAAAGAGGAUGGCUAUUAAGGAGGAGAAGUAUGAUCCAGGUUAUGAAGCUGCUUUCGGUGGUGCUUACAGUGAGUCUGGACCAGAGGGCAAUGGACCCUGUAAUUUCUCUGCCACUGAGCCAGAAGCUGGCAGUAAGGAGGUGAGUACACCACCUGCUUUUGGACAGGUUCCAGGUGGACAGGUUCCAGAAGGACAGUGGAUGAUGCAGUCGUUUGCAGAUCAGAUUCCAGACAUUGGUAGCUGUAGCACACAACCACGAGAGGUUACAGGAACUGAUUAAACAGCUAAAACCCAGGAACUGCAUGAUCGCUGCAGUUUUAGUGCAGUCACCAAGACACCAAACCUCAGUUCCUAAACUGAAGUCUUUUAAUUCCUUUUUUUUUUUUGAAUGGUAUCAGGUAUUUUAUAAACCGGAGAAUUGCAUUAAGUAGAUUCGUUUAUCAUAUGAAAGCUAUUUAAAGAUGAUGAAUCUUUCUGAAGUAUUUAAUGUAAUUCAUACAUUGUGUUCUGGGGAUUUUUUAUGCACAUUUUAGAGAUGGGAACAUUUUACAAAGUGCUAUUUUGGUAUGUGGUCUGGAAAUGCAAUAGUACUCCCAUUUUUAUUUAUAAUGGAUUUUUCUUAACUACAACACAUUUGGAUGUUGCUCUAAUAUGAUCAUGUUGUGUUUUAAAAAGAAGAUGCUUCAAUAAUGUCUAGUGAAUUAUUUUAGGCUAAUUGUUUUACUUGAGUCUAGUAUCUAGGUCCUAUUACAAUUGAAUCCAAUGAGUAACUACAUACUGCUGUUCAAGAAACUAUCCUACCUGAGCUGCCCAAUUUGGUGAUUUAAUACCUGGUUUUACAUCUUGGAUGGGAUAAAAUCCAGGAGUGCCUCUUGACUUUAACCAUUUUACCAUACUGAACUGUAUCGAAUGAUAUUGUUGCUUUUAACCAUAUGUUGAGAUUAAGCAAAACAGAUAAAGGGGUCCACGUAGUAGCUAUUAAAGCAGGUUGGUAAUCCUAGUUCAGAAUGCUAGUUGGUACUACUGAUCUAACCUACUCUAGCAUUUUAAGUGACUGUUGCAAAACCAGCUAGUGACUUUCACCAAGUUGCUGUUACAUAUGUAUCUUUUAUUUUAAGUACAUACUUCAGAACCUUCAGUUUUUCCUCAGGGGAGGGAAUAGUGUGAAGCUGCCUCAUUUUUAUUGCCUGCCAGACUGACUCCCAUCAAGAGCGGAUGCGGUCAAGUUUGGGCAUAUAUAACUUGUUGGAUAUACUGUGCCUUUUUAAAAGGACCAGGGAUUAAUUGGCCCUUUCCCAUUGUAACUGCUGGAACAAUUGUGGCUAAUAUCAAAAGACCUGUUAUGUGUGGGAGCUACUUGGUGGAUUAUGGAUUGUUAUAAAUUGCUGGCAGGGGUUGGAGGAGGGAUUAAAUUUGUACAAUAUUAUAAGUUUAUAUCUUCACUUCAUGUCUCCAGGUACUGUAAAGUUAUUUCUGCUGUAAAUCUAAAUUGAAUUUGUAAAAUUAAGUGUGUUAGAUUUUGUAUAAAAAGAAAAAAAAGUUUUUGUUUUUCAUUCUAGAACAGCCCUGCCUAUUCUUUAAGGGAAGAUUUUGAUAUGUUCUUGUGACUCGAGGCACCAAGGUUCUAGGAAGCUUGGUACAGUAAUUGAUGGCAGGCUAUACACACCUUUUGUCUAGAUCCUUUUUAACAAUGGUUGGUUAAACAAAAAGAAACGCACAUACCUUGUCAAGGGCUUUGCUGAAGUUCUGUGACUGAGUGGGACUGAAAAUACUAGCUUGACCAUGAUGGACUCACUUAUUUGAUUGCAUCUCACAUAAAUAAGGCUUGUGUACCACUUUUAGCAAGAUUUUGAAUCUACACUUUUGGGACUAUUUGAAACAUAUAUAUAUAUAUAUAUAUAUAUAUAUAUAUCACUAUAAUGACGCACUCCUAACUUGUUUAUUCUCUUCAGUGCUGUAAAGUGUUUUUUUUUGUUUUGUUUUGUUUUUAAAUUGGUCCUCUGUGACAUGCAGGAUGUUCUGAAUUGUCUCUCUAUGCUGAAAAUUAGGAAUUGUGUUACAGCUUUUUACUCUAGGGUCAUAAGUCAAUUUCUUUACUUUUGAGAAUGCAAUCAACUUGUAGAUCUAUGUGCUGCAGACUUGAAGAAGAUGAGGGUGAUCUUCCUUCAUUUUUAGUUCUUAUCCUGAUCGAUACCAGUAAUUCUUUGACUGUUUUAGCCAGGCCUGUGUGAAGAAGGAGGUUAAGUGCAAAAUAGUACUUAUUUCUCUGACUGGUAUCUUCAUGUUUCUAACCAAUGAAUUAAGAGGCCAAGCACAAAUGAUGUAGGUGCUCUUAAUACAAUGGCAGCUAUUUGAAAUGCCUUGAACUGUAGUGUGUUUGUGUGUAUUAUACAAAAAUGAGUGUAUUAUCAUUUGUUUGCUGAUUUUUAUUGCAGAGGAAAGAGGGAGGUGUAUUUUAAGUAUGACCAACCUGACCUUGCACAAUAAAGAUUUUGCAACCUCUU
Messenger RNA from Acipenser ruthenus (sterlet), 3834 nucleotides. Its product is annotated as G/T mismatch-specific thymine DNA glycosylase-like. Gene Ontology annotation, molecular function: mismatch base pair DNA N-glycosylase activity. Gene Ontology annotation, cellular component: nucleus. NCBI's taxonomy places the organism in Eukaryota, Metazoa, Chordata, Actinopteri, Acipenseriformes, Acipenseridae. The record is from RefSeq and is a predicted model, not a curated record. Bases 333 to 1610 code for a protein of 425 amino acids. Gene Ontology annotation, biological process: base-excision repair, AP site formation. The transcript is spliced from 11 exons.